AUGCGUCCAAUUAAAGCACAAGAAUCAUUGAAAGUUCCAGAAGAUGUUAAAGUAUCAGUACGCGGCCGUGUUGUUCAAGUAUCGGGAAAACGUGGAAAAUUAGUUCGAAGUUUUAGACAUGCCCGUGUUGAUAUACAUAAACCGUCAAAAAAUCAAGUUGUUGUCGAAAAAUGGUUUGGUACAAAUAAAGAAAAUGCUGUUGUUCGAACAAUAUGUUCACAUAUCAAUAACAUGAUUAAAGGAGUGACAAUAGGAUUUUGUUAUAAAAUGCGUUCGGUUUACGCCCAUUUUCCGAUCAAUACUGUUGUUGCCGACAAUGGACAAUCCGUUGAAAUUAGAAACUUUUUAGGCGAAAAGUUUGUUCGUCGUGUUCAAAUGAGACCAGGUGUAAAAGUAUCAACAAGUACAAAACAAAAAGAUGAAUUGAUACUUGAAGGAAAUGAUAUUGAACUUGUAUCAAGAUCAGCUGCACUUAUUCAACAAUCAACAACAGUUAAAGAUAAAGAUAUUCGAAAAUUUUUAGAUGGUAUUUAUGUAUCAGAGAAAUUGUCAUGCGAUGAAAUGUAA
Molecule: messenger RNA, 567 nt
Organism: Didymodactylos carnosus
Lineage: Eukaryota; Metazoa; Rotifera; Eurotatoria; Philodinida; Philodinidae
Source: the annotation of a GenBank genome assembly